AGACCUAUUCAAGCCCUACGCAACAGGCGCUCUCACAAGGUGUAUUGUUUAUACACUUGGUAUGGUUUUGUUAACAUAGACGUGGAUUGAUACCUCGUUACUGGCGAGCCAUUUGCUUGGGAAAUCGAUUUUGAACAGAUUUGUUUGGUCUCAACAGGUGUGUACCACAGGGAGCAAGAUACCACAGAUGGUGUCUGUGUCCAGAAACGAGAGGAAAAUCCAAUCGUGCUACCAGCAUGCUAGAGUUACAGAAUAUGUGAUCAGGACCAACAAAGGCACCAGCCCAUAAAGGGAACAACAGCUGACAGAAACGUUCUCCAACACCAUAUCUAUUCCCUUCAAUGGCUGCUAAAGAAAUCAUUCCCGGUUGCGCAGUGUGUCAAAAGCCAUACGUCUAUGACACUGAGGGUCCGUUUCUGUUUCCGUGUUUGCAUUCGGUCUGUGAAAACUGUCUAAAGUCCGAAAAUGACAAGACGCUUCUCUGUAGUUCCUGCCAGGAAACGUUCCCCAAAUCUACCUUCCCAAUAGAUUAUGUAACCAGAAAGAAGACCCUUCUCUCCACGAUUGUACAUAACGGCAAUGAACUGCUGUGUACCAACAGAGAAGAUGGCAACCAGGCAAUGUCUUGGUGUCAAGAGUGUGAAGCAUUUCUCUGCGAACAUUGUCACGUGGCACACGGGGACAUGAAAGCCACACGCAAACACAAGGUGAUACUCGUGCAGGAUUUGACAAAUUUUCCCCAAACUUUAAAAUGUAUGUCUUACUGUGACCAGCAUGCACAACAUCCUGUCACCCUCUAUGAUUCCAGCUGUAAUGCUCCUCUUUGUGCCAUGUGUGUUCUGGCCGAACACAAGAGCUGCAAGACAGAGGACCUAGACGCAGCUUGGGAAACACGUCGAACUUUCCUUGAAGACAAAGGAGUUGCAUUGAGAGCAAGGUUGGACAUGAUGAAGGAGUGCCGAUCACUCCAGGAAGACAUUGGUGAAAGACUGAAGCCACAACAAGAUGCUGUUGAAGAGGUCAUCAGAUGCACCUUCCAGAAGUUGCACCUGAUGUUGGACCAGAGGGAAAUAGAGUUACAGACCGAGAUGGACGAAUCCACCAAGUUCCUCACGCAGAGAAGUGAUCACCAACUAGUUACUCUUGAGAGCGAAGUUGACAAACUGACAAUGAACCUUGAAUUUAUUCAAAAGUCCACACUUUUCCCAAAUCCUGUUGAACAUUUUGCCAUGAAGGACAUAAUUGACAAAAGAAUUAUGGUUGCUGCCGAAUCUGAAAUUCCUCGAGUCAACGGUCAGGAGUAUUCCAUCACUUUCUCCAGAGACGGCCUCCGUGGGUUGCAACAACAAAUUUCUUCUUUCGGAGGAUUAUUGACCAAUCGUAUCAGAUCAGGUAAACCUCUGUGCUUCAUAUAAAAUAUAUAGUGUGCGUAUUCAACCCUU
Messenger RNA from Haliotis rubra (blacklip abalone), 1442 nucleotides. RefSeq names its product E3 ubiquitin-protein ligase TRIM33-like. The coding region runs from base 342 to 1415 and encodes 357 amino acids. NCBI's taxonomy places the organism in Eukaryota, Metazoa, Mollusca, Gastropoda, Lepetellida, Haliotidae. Gene Ontology annotation, molecular function: zinc ion binding. The record is from RefSeq and is a predicted model, not a curated record. The transcript has 2 exons.